AUUUCUCUUCAAAUAGAUUUUCUUUCCUCUUUCUUUACAAAUUGACUAAAAUAUUCAUUUCCCACACUUUCCGUCCGACCAAACAGAACUCAAGAGUCUUCUGGUGGAUCUAAUAAGAUAUACUAUAGUCCCAGUCAGAUCAUUCUGAGCACCGUACAGAGUUUAAACCAGCUCUAUAUAUAUAUAUAUCCUUUGCUUCCAGAUCCACACUACCACUCAGAUUAAUCCCAUUAGUAACUGUAUAUAUACAUAUAUAUAUAUACACACACACGGAGUAUAUAUAUAAUUUCAUUCUUUGUUUGUAGUUGAAAGUUGAAACGCGUAAGGUCUAUUCCUCCCAACUCUCUCUCUCUCUCUCUGUUUCAUCUUCCUCGUCUCUCUCCUCUUCGAAUAUUUUCUCUUCUCUCUCCACUUUUUGAAACCUAAAACUAAGAAUUAAUUUCACCAAGAUUUGAUUCAGAUACAAUUCAUUGUUGGUUUUUGAAUUAUACAUCUGUCUAUAUAUAUAUAUAUAUUUGUAUACACACAUACAUACAUAUAGGUAUUAUAUGUAUUUAUGAUGGAUCUCAAAAUAGGAAGGUUGGGUGUGUUGAUUGUGUUUGUGCUGCAACUGGGUUUGGCUUCAAUUUUUGUGUCGGCCAACAUAGUGUUCAACGUGCAGCACAAAUUUGCGCGGCGUGAGAGUUCAUUGGGUGCACUCAAGGCCCAUGAUGCCCACCGACACCGGAGAAUUCUCUCGGCCGUCGAUCUCCCCUUGGGCGGCAAUGGUCAUCCCACUGAUACAGCGCUAUAUUUCUCUAAGAUUGGCAUCGGGACUCCAUCGAAAGACUAUUACGUGCAGGUGGAUACGGGAAGUGACAUUCUAUGGGUUAAUUGUGUUGGCUGUGACAAGUGUCCUACGAAAAGCGACAUUGGUAUAAAAUUGAGACUGUACGACCCAAAGGGCUCUUCAACAGGGAAUAUGGUUACUUGUGAUGAAGAUUUUUGCAACACUGCAUUUGAAGCUCCUAUCUCUGGUUGCAAGGUUGGAACACUCUGUCAGUAUAGUGUUACUUAUGGAGAUGGGAGCUCAACUGCAGGAUACUUUGUCAAAGAUCGUGUACUAUUAGACAAAGUGACUGGAAACCUUCAAACUAUGUCGAUGAAUGGAACAGUUGCCUUUGGGUGUGGAGCUAGACAAUCUGGGGAGCUAGGUUCAUCUUCUGAAGCGCUUGAUGGAAUUUUAGGUUUUGGUCAAGCAAAUUCGUCCAUGAUUUCGCAGCUAGCUGCAGCUGGAAAGGUGAAAAAAAUGUUUGCACAUUGCUUGGACGGUAAUAAAGGAGGGGGAAUCUUUGCUAUUGGAGAAGUGGUGCAGCCAAAACUAAAUUCAACUCCAUUGGUCCCAAAUCAGGCACAUUACAAUGUUAUUAUGAAGGCAAUUGAGGUGGGUGGUGAUGUUCUAGACCUUCCCACAGAUGUAUUUGACACUGAAUCGGGGAAAGGGACUAUAAUUGACAGUGGCACAACCUUGGCUUAUCUUCCAAGGGAGGUGUUUGACCCACUAAUGAGAAAGGUUUUGGUCCCGGAACUUAAUUUGAAACUUCAUACUGUGGAGGAACAGUUCACAUGCUUUCAGUAUGCUGGCAAUGUUGAUGAUGGAUUUCCAGAUGUCACUUUUCAUUUUGAGAAUUCACUUUCUUUGACAGUUUAUCCUCAUGAGUAUUUGUUCCAAAUUCAAAGAGAUGUGUGGUGUGUUGGUUGGCAGAACAGCGGGAUGCAGUCAAAGGAUGGAAAAGAAUUGACCCUUUUGGGCGAUUUUGUUCUAUCCAAUAAGCUAGUUUUGUAUGAUCUCGAAAAGCAGAGUAUUGGAUGGGCUAAAUACAACUGCUCAUCGAGCAUCCAAGUGAAGGAUGAAGAGACUGGAGCUGUGUAUCUCGUAGGUGCCCACAAUCUUUCUUCAGCUUGCUUUCUGAAUGCAGGAAGGACUACUCUAGUAUUGUUGUUAUUGGCUAUCCUACUCAAUUUCAUACACUGAGUUAGGUUGAAAUGAAUAGAUAAGGAUCCAUUGUGUCCAUUGAAAAUGUGGUUGAUUUCAUUCUUUGAUGUCUUCAUCUUAUUUAACUGUGCUUCAGUCACAAGAUGCCCACCCCAAGUUAUCAUAAGCCCACGAGUGUUUAGAAAUGAUAUUGUUGAUGCCACUUUACUCUUUCGACUUUCCUCCCGGAAGGUAGAUGUAUCGGAUAUACAAAUUCACAGAUAAAUGGAUGAGAAAGAUGGCCGAAAACCGUGUUAUUUUUGGAUUUCCAUAGUGAUGAAUUUAUUAGUUUAGAAAAGAUUUGACUGAGGCCAUUAUUUUCAGGGUUUCUUUUUUAAUAUAUAAUUGGUUUUUAGAUACUGUUGUCAA
This is a messenger RNA of Cornus florida, 2383 nucleotides long. Its product is annotated as aspartic proteinase 36-like. The record is from RefSeq and is a predicted model, not a curated record. The transcript is spliced from 10 exons. Gene Ontology annotation, molecular function: aspartic-type endopeptidase activity. The coding region runs from base 557 to 2014 and encodes 485 amino acids. Gene Ontology annotation, biological process: proteolysis. Lineage: Eukaryota; Viridiplantae; Streptophyta; Magnoliopsida; Cornales; Cornaceae.